This is a messenger RNA of Entelurus aequoreus (snake pipefish), 4177 nucleotides long. Its product is annotated as protein-cysteine N-palmitoyltransferase HHAT-like protein. The transcript has 13 exons. Gene Ontology annotation, biological process: negative regulation of N-terminal protein palmitoylation. The record is from RefSeq and is a predicted model, not a curated record. Gene Ontology annotation, molecular function: acyltransferase activity. NCBI's taxonomy places the organism in Eukaryota, Metazoa, Chordata, Actinopteri, Syngnathiformes, Syngnathidae. The coding region runs from base 150 to 1703 and encodes 517 amino acids. Gene Ontology annotation, cellular component: endoplasmic reticulum.
CAUCCUGCCUGCUGGCUGGCUGGCGAUUGCAGGCAGCAGAGCCCCCCCGCAAGACGGAUGAUCUGACCUCCCGCCUCCACGCCUUUUUUUCUCCCCUACACCGACGAGACCAGCGCUAUCGGCUGCGUGGAGCGGACGCCAGAUACGUCAUGGGGAUCAAGGCUGCCCUCCCCAGAUAUGAGCUCUAUCUCUACACGGCCGUGCUGGCCGUGGCCAUGAUAUGGGCCACCACGUGGAUAUUUGAGGCCUCCAGCGAGAAUGUAAACAGGAAGGCGUUCAAACAAAGUGUGAAACCAGGAUGGUAUUACUUUGGCAGGAAAAUGGACGUUGCAGACUUCGAAUGGAUGAUGUGGUUCUCCACUUUCCGCAAUCACAUACUUUUUGCGCUCACUGGUCACGUGAUCUUUGCCAAGCUUUUCACCUUGCUGGCCCCAAAGAUUGGUAUAGAUGGAUGUAAGCACAGGUCGUUGGUCUUUGGCGUGUACGGCGGUUUGGCGGUCCUGGUGACCAUGGGCUGGACCUUCGUCGCCUUGGUUCUGUCCCACUGCAUCGUACUCUACAGCGUGGCCAUGAUCAAAAGCAAAUGGAUGUGCUUCGCCGCAGGCUUGGCCACGCUGGCCUCCAUCAAGCUGGAGCCGUAUAACUCCUGGCAGGAAGCCUUGGUGACCGGCUCUUUCCAACUGCAAGACAUCCUCUUCUAUGGCGGCUGCGGCUUCAGCAUCAUGCGCUGUAUGAGCUUCGCGUUGGAGAACUGCGAGAGGAAAGACGGCAGCUACACCUUCUGUGACCUGCUGAGAUACAACUUCUACCUCCCUUUCUUCUUCUUUGGACCGAUCAUGACUUUUGACAAGUAUCAUGCUCAGGCCAACAACACCAAGCUGACUCGCAAGGAGAGGGAAAUGUGGAACAUCACCACCAAGGCCUUGUUGCACCUGGGACUGAUCCUGAUUGUGGACGUCUUCUUCCACUACCUCUACAUCCUGACCAUCCCCACCGACAUGAAGCUGGUGGGCAAGCUGUCUGACUGGUGUCUCGCCGGCCUGGCGUAUUCCAACCUGGUGUACGAUUGGUUGAAGGCCGCCGUGAUGUUUGGCGUGAUCAACACGGUGGCGACACUGGACCACCUGGACCCUCCCCAGCCCCCCAAGUGUAUCACCAUGCUCUACGUCUUCGCUGAGACGCACUUCGACAGAGGCAUCAAUGACUGGCUGUGCAAGUACGUUUACGACUACAUCGGAGGAGACCAUAAUAAAAUCUUCAGGGAGCUCCUGGCCACCUUGUGCACCUUCGCCAUCACCACCCUGUGGCUGGGCCCGUGUGAACUGGUCUACAUCUGGUCCUUCUUCAACUGCUUUGGACUGAACUUUGAGCUCUGGGUGGCCAAGUUCUUCUCUAUUCCGCCAUUUUCCACCGGGGAGGGUGCUAUUGGUGAAGCCAUGUCACGCAGGGUCCGAGGUCUGUUCAACGCCGCCAACUUCUGGGCCAUCGUCCUCUACAACGUCCUCUCCCUCAACAGCUUGGAGUUUGCCAAACUGGUCGGAAGAAGACUGAUUUUCAAAGGGUUCCCUCUGUCGACCGUUUCUGUGCUCCUGGUGACCUACUGUGGUGUGCAGCUGGUCAAAGAGAGGGAGCGUCUGCAGGCCCUCAGGGAGGAGGCGGAGGCAGUCCAGCCACUCGAUGGCGGCAAAGAAAAGGCAGAAUAGAUGGACGCAAACGAGCCUUCAAAAACGAGCCGGUUGUGGGUUUUCAUCACCCCGCACUGUCCGGAGAUAUUCACCACUCUUUGGCACAAAGACUCACCUUUAGUGCAUUUCUUUGUAUUCUAUACGAGUCAACCAAAAAUACUUUCUUUGUUGGGAUAACAAUGAAUGGACUUAUUUGGACUUUCCUCCCCAGCAGGCACAAGACACGGAAACAACGUUGAGAACUUGUUGAAUUAGGUCCUGACGUAGAGAAAUUCAAUCAUAACGUUGAAACAACAUGCUUUUUGACAACGUUAAAUCAAUGUUGGGUUCUGACGUUGAUUUGACCAUUGAAUUUUGGUCAUUUGCCAACCAAUAUUCUACAACACAAAUACAACGUUGAAACAACAUGCUUUUUGACGACGUUUAGUCAAUGUUGGGUUCUGACGUUGGUCAGACCGUUGAAUUUUGGUCAUUUUCCAACCAAUAUUCUACAACACAAAUACAACGUUGAAACAACGUGCUUUUUGACGACGUUUAAUCAAUGUCAGGUUGUGACGUUGAUUUGACCGUUGAAUUUUGGUCAUUUGCCAACCAGUAUUCUACAACACAAAUACAACGUUGAAACAACAUACUUUUUGACAACGUUUGAUCAAUGUUGGGUUCUGACUUUGGGUUGACCAUAGACAUUUGGUAAUUUCCCAACCAAUAUUCCACAACACAAUUACAACGUUGAAACAACGUGCUUUUUGACAACGUUCAUUCAAUGUCAGGUUGUGAUGUUGAUUUGACCGUUGAAUUUUGGUCAUUUGCCAACCACUAUUCUACAACACAAAUACAACGUUGAAACAACAUACCUUUUGACAACGUUUGAUCAAUGUUAGGUUCUGACUGUGGGUUGACCAUAGAAAUUUGGUCAUUUCCCAACCAAUAUUCCACAACACAAUUACAACGUUAAAACAACGUGCUUUUUGACAACGUUUAAUCAAUGUCGGGUUCUGAUGUUGAGUUGACCAUUGAAUUUUGGUCAUUUUCCGACCAAUUUUCUACAACACACAAAUACAACGUUGAAACAACGUGCUUUUUGACGACGUUUAAUCAAUGUCGGGUUCUGACGUUGGUUAGACCGUUGUGAAUUUUGGUAAUUUCCUAAACAAUAUUCUACAACACAAAUACAACGUUGAAACAACAUGCUUUCUGACGACAUUUAAUCAAUGUCAGGUUGUGACGUUGAUUUGACCGUUGAAUUUUGGUCAUUUUCCAACCAGUAUUCUAACAAAUACAACGUUGAAACAAAAUGCUUUUUGACCACGUUUGAUCAAUGUUGGGUUCUGACUUUGGGUUGACCAUAGAAAUUUGGUCAUUUCCCAACCAAUAUUCCACAACACAAUUACAACGUUGAAACAACGUGCUUUUUGACAACGUUUAAUCAAUGUCGGGUUCUGAUGUUGAGUUGACCAUUGAAUUUUGGUCAUUUUCCGACCAAUUUUCUACAACACACAAAUACAACGUUGAAACAACAUGCUUUUUGACGACGUUUAAUCAAUGUCGGGUUCUGACGUUGGUUAGACCGUUGUGAAUUUUGGUAAUUUCCUGAACAAUAUUCUACAACACAAAUACAACGUUGAAACAACAUGCUUUUUGACGACAUUUAAUCAAUAUCAGGUUGUGACGUUGAUUUGACCGUUGAAUUUUGGUCAUUUUCCAACCAGUAUUCUAACAAAUACAACGUUGAAACAACAUACUUUUUGACAACGUUUGAUCAAUGUUGGGUUCUGACUGUGGGUUGACCAUAGAAAUUUGGUCAUUUCCCAACCAAUAUUCCACAACACAAUUACAACGUUGAAACAACGUGCUUUUUGACAACGUUUAAUCAAUGUCGGGUUCUGAUGUUGAGUUGACCAUUGAAUUUUGGUCAUUUUCCGACCAAUUUUCUACAACACACAAAUACAACGUUGAAACAACGUGCUUUUUGACGACGUUUAAUCAAUGUCGGGUUCUGACGUUGGUUAGACCGUUGUGAAUUUUGGUAAUUUCCUGAACAAUAUUCUACAACACAAAUACAACGUUGAAACAACGUGCUUUUUGACGACAUUUAAUCAAUAUCAGGUUGUGACGUUGAUUUGACCGUUGAAUUUUGGUCAUUUUCCAACCAGUAUUCUAACAAAUACAACGUUGAAACAACAUACUUUUUGACAACGUUUGAUCAAUGUUGGGUUCUGACUUUGGGUUGACCAUAGAAAUAUGGUAAUUUCCCAACCAAUAUUUUACAACACAAAUACAACGUUGAAACAACAUGCUUUUUGACGACGUUUAAUCAAUGUCAGGUUGUGACAUUGAUUUGACCGUUGAAUUUUGGUCAUUUGCCAACCAGUAUUCUACAACACAAUUACAACGUUGAAACAACGUGCUUUUUGACCACGGUUGAUCAAUGUUGGGUUCUGACUUUGGGUUGACCAUAGAAAUUUGGUCAUUUCCCAACCAAUAUUCCACAA